GGGCCGCCUGCCCGCCUGCCGGCCUGCACCGCCGGCUGGGGGAUGGGGCGGUGGAGCUGAGAGUGGCGGCCCACACGGACCCCCCGCUGCUGGCCGUGCCCCCCCUCCGGAGCCCGGCCAUGUCCUUUGCCAUGCUGCGCUCGGCCCCCAGCCGGUUCCUGUACCCCGAGAUCAGCAUGCUGUCGGAGGACGAGGAGAACGGGAGCGAGAGCUCGGGCUCGGACGAGAAGCCCUACCACCUGGACGCGGGCGGGUACGGCCUCAAGGGCGGCAAGCGGCGGAGCAGCAAGAAGAGCAGCCGGAUCAGCCGGGAGCCCCGGCAGCGCCACACGGCCAACGCGCGGGAGCGGGACCGCACCAACAGCGUCAACACUGCCUUCACCGCGCUGCGGACGCUCAUCCCCACGGAGCCGGCUGACAGGAAGCUCUCCAAGAUCGAGACGCUCCGCCUGGCCUCCAGCUACAUCUCGCACCUGGGCAACGUCCUGCUGGUGGGGGAGGCGUGUGGGGACGGGCAGCCGUGCCACACCACGCCGGCCUUCUUCCACCACGGCGGCAGCGGCGGCGGCGGCGGCAGGAGCCCACCCACGAGGGAAAGCGAAGGCUCCCAGCCCAAGCAGAUCUGCACUUUCUGCCUCAGCAACCAGAGGAAGAUGAGUAAAGACAGAGACAGGAAGACGGCAAUUCGAAGCUAGACAAUGAUGGAUUCGGGAAGGUGGUGGAGGAGGAGGUGUUUAAGAGAGAGACGGAACGAGGGAGAACCCACACAUGGAAAGCAACAGGACAGAUCCUUCCAGCCUGCACCAAACUGCCGCCAGGAGCUCUGUGGUUCUGCCCAGGAUAAACUUAUAGCAGGCUGGCCCGGAGGAGACACUGAGCACCUUCGGGGCUUGGAUUUGCCGGCGAGAAAAGGCAAGGCGGGACUCUGCUCUGCUGCGACGAGGCAGGCGCUGCAGGACUGGUGCUGCCACGAAGGGGGCGUCCUGCUGCUCAAGCCCACUCCCGACAGGGCGAUCCUCAGGGACCUUGAUCCUGCCGGGAAGCUCUUCUUGCUUUGUGGGUGGGAUGCCAGGAGGAGGAAGAGAGGCUGAAGCGGGGGUGCGGCACGGUGGGCUGCUCCGCUCGCAGAGCCUUGGGUGGGGCUAAGAUCAAUACAUGCUGGAGAUUCAUGUCAUUGAUUACCAUAAUAUAAACCCAAGUUACUUGUACAGUGA
Molecule: messenger RNA, 1214 nt
Organism: Varanus komodoensis (Komodo dragon)
Lineage: Eukaryota; Metazoa; Chordata; Lepidosauria; Squamata; Varanidae
Gene: SCX
Product: scleraxis bHLH transcription factor
Exons: 2
Coding region: 120-695 (191 amino acids)
Biological process (GO): developmental process; regulation of transcription by RNA polymerase II
Molecular function (GO): DNA-binding transcription factor activity, RNA polymerase II-specific; RNA polymerase II transcription regulatory region sequence-specific DNA binding; protein dimerization activity
Source: RefSeq, a predicted model, not a curated record